This is a messenger RNA of Helobdella robusta, 615 nucleotides long. RefSeq lists its product as hypothetical. Lineage: Eukaryota; Metazoa; Annelida; Clitellata; Rhynchobdellida; Glossiphoniidae. The record is from RefSeq and is a predicted model, not a curated record. Bases 1 to 615 code for a protein of 204 amino acids. The transcript is spliced from 4 exons.
AUGGAGCCUUGGCAGAGUGUAGAUGUUGAUGGUUCAUAUUUAGGUGAAGAAGACUGCCGAGCAGUUGUGAAGAGUCCGCAGAACAACCUGACUGGUACCUGCCGCAAGACAAGAGACAGAUGUGUGGAUUUCGUUAACCAAGUUACCAGAUGGGAAGAACUGAACAGUGAGGGGUUCAACAUUAUUAAAAGCAUUUCUAAUUCUCUAAUCGAAAAUGGAGAAGUACCAACUGCAAGCGACACAAAGUUGAUUUUAAAACUACAAACUGAUGCAGACAAACUUGGCGAAUUAAUUAACCAGCUCAAGUCUGUUGUGGAUAAACUCGAAAAUUUAACAUUAUUAACAAGAGAAACUGAAAAGCUCGAGAUUCAGUCUAACAUGACUUCAGGGUUUCCAUUGUUAAGCACAUCAGAUAUAGGUGAUAUUUUUGCUGACAUAACGGCAAUGCACCAAAAAGAAUUGGAGGUGAAGAAAGUGAUUAAGAAUAACAUAUGUUUCGAUGUUGAUAAAGAUGUCUUUUUGGUCUACUCUGCUGCAUGGAUCCAUCAACCAUACAUUGACAGCAACUUAGGCAAACUUAUUGAUAUUACAACUCUUGGUACUGGCUUGAAUUAA